This is a messenger RNA of Cucurbita maxima (winter squash), 1075 nucleotides long. RefSeq lists its product as uncharacterized. The record is from RefSeq and is a predicted model, not a curated record. Lineage: Eukaryota; Viridiplantae; Streptophyta; Magnoliopsida; Cucurbitales; Cucurbitaceae. The transcript has 2 exons. Bases 135 to 617 code for a protein of 160 amino acids.
AAUAAAUAAAAAAACCAAAACAGAGAGAAAAGAAAGAAGAAGAAGCCAUUGAGCCCUCCGACGAGGCCACUGGACCUCCGUUCAUCCCCGGCCACGGGGCUCUGUCGGGGGUUCCACCCAAACCCACAUCCACCAUGUCCGAAUCCUACGCGCCUCCGCCACCGCCCCGCAAGCCAAGGUUCGUCCCGACGGCUCUGUACAAGCAGCGAUCCUGGUCGCCGGACGCAUCGAGAGAGGAGGCGUGGCAGAGGCAGAAGGGGAGAAGCAAAAAAGGAAGAAGCCGGAGCGUGACGGCGGAGGAUCUGGACGAGUUAAAGGCCUGUCUCGAGUUGGGUUUCGAGUUCGACUCGUCCGAGUUAGACACCCGACUCUCCAAUACCUUGCCGGCUUUGGAACUGUAUCACGCCGUCAAUAAAAGUUACUCCAAUUCCAUCUCCAAGUCCACCGCUACGACGGCGGUUUCAUCCCCCGACCGUGAUUCCGUCAAUUCUCCUUCCCCUCUCGGCAGCCCCCUUGCUAUCCUCGGCUCCUCCGGAAAAAAUCCACAGGCGGUGAAGACAAAGCUCCGACAGUGGGCUCAAGUGGUGGCCUGUUCGCUCAGAAACUCCUCAACCUAAGUCCGGUUAAUUCUAAACUAAACCAUAGUUACUCAAAAGAAAAAUGGACGUCACCGUUCACCCACCACCGCCAGUAUCAUUACUGUUUGAAUUAUUAGUACAAUUUUGGUGAUUGUUUUUGUUUUAGAGGAGUUUUAUAUAAUAUAUAAUUAUUAUAUGCAAAAAUGGAGAGACAAAAAGAAAAAAAGAAGAAGAAAACAGUGGUGGGUGUUAUUUUGUGUUUGAACUUUUUUGUUUUCGACUAGGUUUCUGUUUGAAUUCUGUUGUAAAAAGGUCAAAACUUUGGUGGGUGUCCUUUUUUCUUGGAUAUGAUUUCAUCUUCUUCCAGGUUCUUGAAACACUUUUGGGUAAGUGAUUGUUGAUUUAGGUUUGACGCGCCAAUUAUCUCAAAGUUUGUUCUACCAUGUUUGCUUUUGGCUUAACAAAUAUGGAAAAAUCAAUAUAUGUAUCUUUGUUCA